This is a messenger RNA of Ixodes scapularis (black-legged tick), 686 nucleotides long. RefSeq names its product HHIP-like protein 1. The coding region runs from base 267 to 686 and encodes 139 amino acids. The record is from RefSeq and is a predicted model, not a curated record. The transcript is spliced from 5 exons. NCBI's taxonomy places the organism in Eukaryota, Metazoa, Arthropoda, Arachnida, Ixodida, Ixodidae.
CAUUCGUCGGGCAAGGUUCAGCCGUGCGUUCGGAGAUAUUCGCGUACGGAUUCCGAAAUCCCUGGAGGUGCGCCGUCUACCGAACGGACACGGAAGGACCACGAGCAGAUGGCGUGAGCCUCCUGUGUGGCGACACUGGCGUCGAACCGGACCGCCUUGAAGAAGAGGUCUUCCUGGUGCAGAGUGGAUACCGCUACGGCUGGACCGAUCUCAACAGAGCACCGUGCCUGUCACACGACGCCUGCGCGGGAACCGGUCCCAAUGGUAUGGUGAAAGACGAUCUCCCCGUGUUCCGGUACACACGGGAACAAGGACAGGCCAUCGUCGGAGGCAUCGUGUACCGGGGCAACGCGUUGGAUUCCACUCUGCGAGGGAAGUUCAUCUAUGCGGAUUUUGUGCACGGUUCACUGCACGCUCUGCAGCCGGGGACACCGGGACAGCGGUCUUGGUCGUCGGAAGACAUCUGCUUGAAGCCGUGCGACGAAUCCGAGGACGCUUUCUCGUCUUUCUACGUCCUGGGGAUAGCAACGGACAGCGUAGGCGAACCGCUCAUCAUGACAACAACGGAUUUGCGAAACGACGCGCCAGCUGGAGUCAUCUACCGACUGGAAACGCCCCACUGUAACUCGACUUGGAAAGACCCAGGUGUGACUUUGUUACUCGUUAUUUUGAUAAAGAACGAAUAA